Molecule: messenger RNA, 2001 nt
Organism: Aspergillus puulaauensis
Lineage: Eukaryota; Fungi; Ascomycota; Eurotiomycetes; Eurotiales; Aspergillaceae
Product: Zn(II)2Cys6 transcription factor
Exons: 5
Coding region: 1-2001 (666 amino acids)
Biological process (GO): positive regulation of transcription by RNA polymerase II
Cellular component (GO): nucleus
Molecular function (GO): DNA-binding transcription factor activity, RNA polymerase II-specific; transcription cis-regulatory region binding; zinc ion binding
Source: RefSeq, a predicted model, not a curated record
AUGGCGAGCGACACGCCAGUGCGAUUAUCUCGAGGCCGAAAAUCCCGAGGUCGCGGUCUCCGCACCAACACUGGCUGUGCAACGUGCCGCAAACGACAUCUGAAAUGUGAUGAAGGUAGGCCCGUCUGUGGCCCAUGCCGUAAGGUCAGCCGACAGUGCGGCUACUCUUCCCCCAGCCGACGCGAUUCAGUCGAACAGGUCGAACAUGUCGAACAACCCGUCGAUGAUGAAGCAAUCGAGGAGGUUUCCACAGACACAAACAACCAUUCUGCAGCCUACUUUGCGUCUAUUCCCGAAGCCGGCACUGAUAAUUCGCCAAUCACAUCAUCACCCGAUGAGCAGCAGAAUUCCAGUGUUCUCUCAUGGACGACGAGCCAUAACCAACCCUCGCUUCAUCCGCUCGAUCAGUUGGCAGCUAUCGUGGCAAUUGAUCACACAACGUCACCGUUUGGUAAUGGUCUCGCAGCAGCACAAUAUUCCGCAGACAUCCCACACUCAGUGACGAGCUCCAUUGAGUCCCCAGGACCAACUGUAAACGCGGCAACUGUGCGGUGGUUUGACCUGCUUGCUAAUGAUGCCGUUCGGGAAAGUCCGCAAAUAUAUAGCGCCAUCGGAGGCUAUGGGCAAGACAUACUUGAAGAAACGGAUGCAUCCCAUAUCACACCUUUACAGCGUGCCACUCGGAUAGUCGAUCGAACCCACGUCGAAGAAGAACAGUUACGGCCAGACUUAAACGCAGGACAGUCUACGCCAAAUCCAGGACAGUCGAAACUCAAUUCUCAUGCCGUUAACUCACCUGCGAGUUCACACUCGGAGGAGAGGUUAUGGCAAGCACCAGAGCCGAUCCAACUUCUCCCACAGGAGUACUCCCUGUUUGAGAACUUUGUACAGCAGGUCAGCCCAUGGAUCGAUCUUUUCGACCCAACUAACAAAUUCUCUACGUUUGUGCCUCAUCUUGCGAUGCGCAAUGCUGGGUUGCUGAAUGCAAUCCUAGCCCUUUCCUCUCGUCACCUCUCAAUUAACCCAGAACGAUCCUCGCAAGACCAUCCCCACCGGGAAAUCUCGCUCCAGUACUAUUACCAAACGCUUCACUAUGUUCAGAAAGCUAUGCAAUAUUCGAGCUACAAAACCAGUCUAGAGCUUCUUGCUACAACAUUAAUCAUAUCGGCCUACGAAAUGCUAGACGAUUCAAGUCAAGACUGGCAGCGACAUUUAGAAGGUGUUUUCCUGAUUCAGCGUUCACAAGUGAUACACGGUGAUUCCGGCGGACUGAAGGCUGCUGUAUGGUGGGCAUGGCUCUGCCAGGACGUGUGGGCAGCAUUUCGAGAAAGACGGAAAACGCUGACCUUUUGGGUUCCCAAAAAGACGUAUGCAGACCUUACACCGUCUGAGAUUGCUGCUCGCUCGAUGCUUGUUCUCGCAAAAGUAAUCAAUUACUGUUCUCGGGAAGAGUGUACUCUCGCAGAGAUCAAUCUACAAGCUAGGGUGGAUAAGGCAAAGCACCUGCGUUCUAUGCUUGAUGAGUGGUGGGGCCAUUUAACUGUCGAGUUUUCUCCUCUCCCAGCAAUGAUCCCCGGCUCAUCUGCAGUUUUUCGACCCAUAUGGAUUCGGACUCCGGCGUUUGCUGUCGCCGUCCAACUACAUUGUGUGGCCCAUAUUCUUCUCCUCUCGUACGAACCGUGCAUUUGUGGAUUGGAUGGCUAUCUCGAGCGGCAGACGAGAAUUCGGCAAUGCAUAGAAAUUAUCUGUGGCAUUGCCAUGACUUUAAAGGACGAUGCAUCUAGUAUGAUAUCAUCGCAAUGUCUAUUUAUCGCGGGAAUGUUUACCCAGUGCAACCGCUCCCGCGAAUGCUUGCUAGACCUCCUCGAGUUAUGUCGGCAACGAACCGGCUGGCCAGUUCACUCCUUUGGAGAUGAACUGAAACAAUUAUGGAUGGCAUGCGAGAGUCCAAAGCCUAACGAAACUACGACAUACACAAGCAUACUCUUGAACCGGCAUUAG